AGCCUCCAUUAUAUUCCUUUCCGCACCACACACAACUCAGUUGCACUUUCAUUGAAUUUCGAAUCUGUCACCUUCAUUCAAAUUGCAAUUGUGGUGAGCAAGUAGUGUAAUUUUGGGGGAUUAAUCGUACCCACUGUGAGUGGUAUCCCCAGGAGUGGUGGUAUCCUUUCGUGGGAUAGGCCGUGUAUUUGAGGACAAAUAAAUAAUUCGCAUGUGAUGGAAAAUCAUUGCAAAAUGUUGUGUAUAGAUUGUUAGUGUAAAAGUUUGAUUUUUGCACCCACAAAACCCUCCGUGCGAAAGGUCAAAAAGUGAGAUUAAAGAGUUCACAACAUCGGAGAUUUGCUUGCAAAUUUAACCAAAAAUUUAAAGCAAAAAGCCAUGAGGCAAGUACGUCGCGGCCGAAUCUUGCAUAUUGGGAUAUUGUUCUUGAUCUACUCAUGCCUGUAUGUGUACUCUGCAAAAAUUAAGUCAUCCACCGAGGAGGAAAUCAAUGAAGACCAAACAAGUCCACAAAUCGAACUCAAUAUGUCACCCAAUCCCACAUUCAACACUGACUUCUACACAACUAGCAAAGAGGAGAGUGACAUGGUUGAGCUAACAACCCGUGAGACACCGCACAUCACGCACCAUCAUGCUCACCCAACUUGGAGACCGAAACGCACGAAUUGCACCCCGCCGGCUAUUGAGCAAUUCCCACAGCCGCUUAUGGGGCCCAAUGCUAGGAAACAUGGUGGACUUGUUAUUCACGUCAUCGUGGCAAUUUUUACCUUCUUGGGACUCGCCAUCGUGUGUGAUGAUUACUUCGUCUCCAGCUUAGAUAGGAUUUGUGAAGAACUUAAACUAUCACCAGAUGUUGCUGGCGCCACAUUUAUGGCGGCUGGUAGUUCAGCUCCGGAACUGGCCACCGUUGUUAUUGGUGUCUUCUUCGCAAAGGAUGACAUUGGUGUUAGCGGAGUAAUAGGAUCUGCAGUCUUCAAUAUCAUGUUCGUUAUAUCCGUUUGUGCUCUUUGCUCAGGCACAGUGUGCCAACUAAACUGGUGGCCCCUCGUUCGAGAUUGCUUCUUCUAUUCCGUCUCAAUUCUCGUGAUGCUCAUUAUAAUUUUCAAUGAUGUCAUCUCAUGGGUUGAAGCACUGAUAAUGCUGAUAUUCUACGUCUUCUACUGCAUUGCACUACACUUCAAUACGGCCCUUGAACGUUGGGCGCAAACAUGGAAACUUCCAAUUAAACUUCCAACGCGCGAAGAGCAAUCUGCCCUUGUUACAUACAAAAAUAUCUCAGAUCCCACAUACACGCAAAAUGCCCAGGCAGUGACGAAUCUCUCGCAGGAGCCGCAGGAGCAACCGAAGCCCGAUGAGCAAUCCCAUAUAUAUGAUGCUAAUGCUAGUUGGGAUCCAAAUGCGGCAUGGGGUGAAGAAUCAACGGGCGGUGGUGGUACGUAUGGGACUGCAGCAACAACGACAACCGGAGGCUGGGAUGAUGCUGGACAACAAAGUGCCAAUUCUUGGGAUCCAAACAGUACAUGGGAACAAGGCGAAGGCCAACAGAAUUAUGGAUACAACCGCGACGGUGCAGAGCAGAAUAUGCAGGAAACGAAUAUAGGUGCCGAAGGUGGUGCAAAUGUAGGGAAUGUAGCGCAAACUCAACAGAUCACCAGCUACUACAAAUCAGCUGAGCCAAAGAACACUGAACCGAUAAACCCACUGGAAAAACCAACGACUGGAGGAACACCAGCCCUAAUAGCAUGGGGCAUUGUGUUUCCCAUCCACUACAUGUGCCGCCUAACCAUGCCCGAUUGCCGAUUGGAGAAAUAUCGAAAUUGGUAUCCAUUCACCUUCCUAAUAUCCAUGAUUUGGAUAUCAUUCUACUCCUACUUUAUGGUCUGGAUGAUUACCAUAAUUGGUGCAACGCUCGGUAUACCGGAUACAGUGAUGGGACUCACAUUUGUUGCAGCUGGUGUAUCCGUACCGGAUGCCCUUAGCUCAAUAGCCGUCAUCAAGGAAGGUUAUGGCGAUAUGGCUGUGUCCAAUGCAAUUGGUUCAAAUGUGUUCGACAUUCUUAUAUGUCUCGGUUUACCAUGGUUCAUCCAGACGGCUAUCAUCAAACCCGGAUCACACGUCAAUGUUAUAUCCAAAGGCCUGGCUUACUCGACACUAUCGCUUCUAUCCACGGUAAUAUUCCUACUUGUUGCAACUCAUCUCAAUGGCUGGAAACUGGACAAACGCUUGGGUAUUGUUCUCAUGGUUUGGUACUUGAUUUUCAUCACCCUCGCAUCCCUAUAUGAAUUGAAUGUUUUCGGACAGCUUAACCCACCCGAAUGUGCAAGCAAUUACUAAGGCAGCAUUAUAUAUUUUUUUGUGAUUGUAAAAUAAAUGCUUUAGCCUUUUUUAUUUAAAAAAAAAAUUAUGAAAGGAAAACUAAAAGAAAGGCAUACCUAUUAAAAUAAAUGUUUUAUGAUUAUGUUAUUAUCCUAUAAAAUAUUAAUCCCUAAACCGCAAUGUAAUGAGAGAGGGACUAUAAAAAAUUCGCGUUAACAUUUCCCACAUUAUAUGAAAUUGCAAUAAGUGAAAUCUUUCCUACAGCAACGGAUCUAAUUUAUUGCAAAAAUGAGUUUAAGUUUUAUUUUUGAAAAAAAAAAAUGAAAAAAAAAUCUCACUUUACGGCGGUCUAAGACAGUGAUUAUAAAUGUAAAGUAUAAAUAUAAGAGACCUCCUGGAGAAUGUAAAAAAAAUUAAAAAAAAAACUUAGAAUUGUUGCAAUAACAUUCACAUAGAAACGAACCAAACAGGAAAAAAAUAAUUGUUUUACUAUUUUUUUGCGAAAGAUAAAAAAACAUUUUUAUAAAUAAUGUUGUAGUGAGAGUGUAGGUCAAAUUUAUACCUCAAAAACAUCCCAUCUUUGUCCUCCUUCUUAGCUAAAUUAUAAUGUAUUUAUUCUGAUUUCCAAAAAAAUUGUUAACUUUAAAAGAAACAACUAAAAGAAAAAAAAACUUACACUGAAACUUAUGCAAAAUGCUAAUCUUGCAAAAUGCUUUAAAACUCUAAAGAGUAGACAUUCCAUUUUAGCUAGAAAACUCGUAAAAAAAUAUUACUUUUAGUUUUCAGAGAAUUUAUCAAAUUUAUCCAGAAAUGAAAAUGAUUUUCCUUUUAAUUACAAAAAUAUUACAGUCAGGUAUUGGUUAACGUCGCAUGGGAUAUACUCUUCUUACCUAUUAAUAAUAAUGAGUGGAAAGAGUAUAUCUGACUGUAACCUGAAAAACAGAGUUGAUUUAUGUUCACCAAUUAAAAUGUUUAUUUGUUUUUUUUUUUACAAAAUACAUUGGUGGCUCGCAAUAUCGUAUUUUUUUCUUGGAAAAACUUGUUGGAAAAUAAAAAUUAGUUCUGGGAAAAAGCUUCCCAGUAUACCUUCAAAGUUUGAUCCCAUAAUUAAAAAUAUAAAAAAAAAAUGCAAGACACCAAUGUACCAACAGAAAAACUUUAUUUUCUUAUUUUUCUUCAAGAGCACAAACUUUAAAAAAAAACGAAAAAAGAAAAUUUCUCUUUCAAAUAGCUGCUACAUUUUCUUCCAAAGUCAGUAUGACGUGUUACUAAUUAAUUAAAAUUCUAUACGUUAAAUAUAAUCAUGUUCUGAAUUUAUUUUACAUUUAUUUAACAAAUUAUAGAUUUUGUUGAAAUAUAUAAAUAUAUAACAAAAUAUACAUAGGCUGUAAAUAAAAUGAGAUUCACAAUAAUAUUUAAAAAAAAGAAAAUUGCGCAACACAAUACCAUAAUCCAAACAACAGUAAAUAAACAUAUUAGUCAUUACAAUGCAAAAAAAAAAACGUUCAAUUAAAAAAUACUCCAAUAAAUUUUCCUUUUAGUUUUCCACAGCAUAAAAAUUUCUCAUUUUGGAAGGUAUUUUCUUUUGUGUAUAAAAAAGCAAAUAAAAUUGGAAAAAUUAGGGUUUCCUAAAGUCGCAAAAGUAACAUUCAAUUAAGCUGAAGGUACUAAAAAUUAUUGAUUAAUAUAUUUACGUAUUUUACAUACAGUACAUCGAAAAAAAGAAAUUUCCAAAAAGAAAAUUAAAAAGAAGAAUAAUUGUGAUGGAAACAUCAAAAAUAAAAUAUUAUGUGCGGUGCCUGAGAAAUAGAAAAUUUCGUUGUCAUAUCCUGGCAAAGUAAUCCAAUGAGAAAAUAUUGAGCAAAAGAGAUUUUGAAAGGAGAAGAGAAGAAACUGUAUAGUUACUCAGAGUGUAAGCAAAAAAGAAAACCUUAUACAUGAAUUAAAAAUUAGCAAAUAUUGAGAAAAAAAAGAAAACUGUUCAAUUAUAUAGUAUCAAUUACAUACAUAUAUUGUUAUCAAUGUUGUGUAUACAUACUUAAUGACAGAAACCUCAUCUAAAAUAUUUAAAAGAAAAAGAAAAACUCAACCGCAAGAAUAUGACAAUUUUCCUUUAUAUACCUUAAGAGUGAUAGAGUCAAUUAUUUUUUUAAUUCAUUGCAAUUUGGUUAAAACAAUUAAUUAAGAUUUUGUUAAAACUCCAAACUUGGCGGGAGACUUGUCCAUUAAUUUUGCAAAAGUCAGGGUUACCAAAUUCGCUCUUUACUUGAACAAACACCCAUUCUUACAGCCCCAAAAGAAAAUUCUCCUGUAACUACAUACUUUCCAUAUACAUAUACCUACCCUUUGUACACAUACAUACACCAUCAUGGAAAUUGAACUCUUCCAAAAAUAGAAGUAUAAGCCCUAAGGGCGUAAAACGUCCGUAACCCUUAAAAGAAAGCUCCCCAAUCCCGAAAGUUAAAUAAAAAAAAUUGUGCUCCGUUAAAAGCUAUAUGAGAGUGAAUGUAAGAAAAAUUUCUCCAUUUUCAGUCAGCCUAAUUAUUAUGUACUCUCUCUAGUAAUGUUUAUGUCAAUGUCUUGUAUUUUAUGAAUUUAAAAAAAAAAUGGAAGAAAAAAAAAGUAUAUCUCAGAGACAAUAAUUUUCAAAUAAGAGUUCUAGUUAUUUCAUUCUUAUUAGAUAAAAUCUAAAUUUUCUGAAAAUUUAAUGUUCACAUUGUUUAUUAAUCCCCACAUAAGAGAAAAAUCUAUCUAUUCCUGAAUCUCUCAAAUAAAUGAUUCAUUUGUGUUCAGAUUGUAUAAAAAAAAUUACCAUAAUGUCAAUGAGCAUGAACUGUUACGUUAAAAUAAAAUA
This is a messenger RNA of Lutzomyia longipalpis, 5170 nucleotides long. Its product is annotated as probable sodium/potassium/calcium exchanger CG1090. The transcript has 7 exons. Gene Ontology annotation, molecular function: calcium, potassium:sodium antiporter activity; calcium channel activity. Gene Ontology annotation, cellular component: membrane. Lineage: Eukaryota; Metazoa; Arthropoda; Insecta; Diptera; Psychodidae. Bases 379 to 2334 code for a protein of 651 amino acids. Gene Ontology annotation, biological process: calcium ion transmembrane transport; intracellular calcium ion homeostasis. The record is from RefSeq and is a predicted model, not a curated record.